Messenger RNA from Thermochaetoides thermophila DSM 1495, 822 nucleotides. RefSeq lists its product as uncharacterized. Gene Ontology annotation, molecular function: protein binding. NCBI's taxonomy places the organism in Eukaryota, Fungi, Ascomycota, Sordariomycetes, Sordariales, Chaetomiaceae. The coding region runs from base 1 to 822 and encodes 273 amino acids. The record is from RefSeq and is a predicted model, not a curated record. The transcript is spliced from 3 exons.
AUGGAAUCAAGGCAAUAUGGGCGCAAGGGCAUCCAUAUGGGGAACAUCAUUGGUGAUCCCUUUGCCCUUGCGACAAUUUCAAUUGCUUCAUUCCCUCUCUUUACAUACUGGGCGCUAGUAUUCUACUUCUUUGCCAUCAUCGGCAUUUUUGUCGUCGUGGCCUCAGACAGCAUCCAGACCUAUCAUGUCGCUGUUGUCGGCUACCUCGGCUGCGGCCUUGUGCUGUCAACUUCAGCCAUUAAUGGCAUGAUCUACACCAGCAUUGGCGCUCGGGAGGCUGCUGCUGCCGGUUUCAUUCUCUUGGCCAUGAUCGUCUGGAUCUUCUACUUUGGCUCUGCCCCGUCGGCCGUGCCCCGGGCCUACAUCGACUCGUUCGCUCUGUCCAAGGAAUCGACGUCGGUCAACCGCCAGACCAUGAACGGCUACGCCCGCCGCCCCGAGACAUCUACCUCCGUGCAGCCCCCACAAAUGUAUACGACUCAGCUCAACGGUCUUGAGAAUGCUUCGCCCUCUGCCGGGCUCUCAGCCAUGCGCAACUCCACGCUCGGUUAUCCCUCUGCCAGCGGCGCGCAAAAGACGCCCGUUGGUGCGGGAACCAGCACCGCGCUCGAUCCCGACACGGAAAUCCCACCUGCGACGGAGUACCCUUAUCGCGCGAAGGCAAUUUACAGCUACGAGGCGAACCCCGAGGAUGCGAACGAGAUUUCGUUCCAGAAGCACGAGAUUCUCGAGAUUAGCGAUGUUAGCGGGCGGUGGUGGCAGGCGAGGAAGGCGAACGGUGAGACGGGCAUUGCGCCGAGUAAUUACCUUAUUUUGUUAUGA